Messenger RNA from Ogataea haglerorum, 1686 nucleotides. RefSeq lists its product as uncharacterized. Gene Ontology annotation, cellular component: plasma membrane. The record is from RefSeq and is a predicted model, not a curated record. The transcript has a single exon. Lineage: Eukaryota; Fungi; Ascomycota; Pichiomycetes; Pichiales; Pichiaceae. Gene Ontology annotation, molecular function: nucleobase transmembrane transporter activity. Gene Ontology annotation, biological process: transmembrane transport; nucleobase transport. The coding region runs from base 1 to 1686 and encodes 561 amino acids.
AUGGCCUUUAAUAUCACUGAAAAGUUGAAAGUUCCUGAAACAGAAGGCUCCUCUAAAGCAACUAGAUGGAUCAAUAGAGAUAUUGCUCCCCUCAAAGUUUCCAGAAGAACAUGGAACACUUGGACUUAUCUAGGGUUUUGGAAUACUGGAAACUUUACCGCAGCUAGUUAUAGUGGUGGAUCCUCGCUUGUGUCCUUAGGCUUAUCCAUUCCUUCAACUGUUGGAGUGCUAAUGAUUGCAAAAGUUUUUACGGUUAUUGCAGCGGUUUUGAAUGGAUGGGUUGGUGCGAAGUUUCACAUAGGUUAUACAGUUGGUCAAAGACAGGUAUUUGGUGUUUUUGGAUCAGCCCUUGGAAUUUCUAUGAGAAUUAUUUUAGGUGUUGUUUGGUAUGGGAGUAACGCAUGGAUGGGUGGUUUGUGCUUGGGUACGAUUUUAUCGACAAUUUUCCCAACCUUUCAAAAUAUGAAGAAUACAUUCCCGGAAGGUGUUAACAUGACCACAAAGGAGCUUGUUGGAUUUCUACUUUAUCAGCUGCUCUGUAUGGCUCUAUUGAGAAUUAGACCAGAAAAGGUUGCUAUCCCUAUUGCCGUUUCCGCAGGAUAUAACUUUUUUGUUAUGCUUGCAAUAGUGAUCUGGGCACGUGUUCAUGCAGGUACUAUUGGUCCACUGGUCCAUACCACCACCACAGCUAGUGGCUCUGAGCUUGCUUGGAUAUGGUUGUAUGGAAUAACGAGUACAUUCGGGGGUAUUGUUACAGGUAUUGCCAAUCAAUCAGACUUUACAAGAUUUUCGAUCAAGCGUACGGAUCCCAUCUUGGGAACGUUCCUAGGAUUAUGGUUCUUCUCUACUCUUGUUCCAGUUAUUGGAAUCAUUACUACAUCUUGUCUACAAAGUACUUACGGUGAGCAAUACUGGAAUCCAAUAUACGUUGUACAACUAUGGCUUGCUACCGAUUACUCGGCAAAAUCAAGAGCUGCUGGAUUUUUUGCCUCGCUAGGAUUUACUAUUGCACAAAUUGGUAAUAGUGUUGUUGAAAACGGUAUCCCUGGUGGAAUGGAUCUUGCAGGUUGUUUUCCCGAGUACAUCAACAUUUUUCGCGGAUCAAUCAUUAUCGCUCUUCUUUCAUGGACUGUGUGUCCCUGGACAUUCUACAACACUUCUUCGACAUUUGUCACUGUGAUGGGCUCGUUUAGUGUCUUUAUGACCCCACUUAUUGGAAUAUUGAUCUGUGACUUCUGGAUCGUGAGAAAGAGGAAAAUCAAGCUUGCCGAUCUUUACCAUGGAGAAUCUUCUGGGGCAUAUUAUUUUACCUAUGGUUGCAACUUCAGAGCCCUAGCUGCUUGGACCGUUGCUUUCACUCUUAACUUACCCGGAAUGAUUCACAAUAUCACACCAUCAAUCAAAAUUGGCUCUGGAAUGUACAACUAUUUCAGAGGAAACUUAUUUUUUGGGCUUGCCAUAUCUGUUAGUGUGUACUAUGUUUUAUGCCGAAUCUGGCCUAUCGAAGAAGCAGGUAUUCUUGAUGAGUGUGAUCAUUUUGGUACAUGGACUACGGAAGAGUCGCAAGUCCUUGGAAUCAUUCCUUAUGAGCAAGUUAAGGGCACUCCGGAUGAUUUCUGCAAUAAGGUCACUUUUGACCGUGACUCGGAAGUUAGUGAAAUAAUAGUUAGUGUGGAUCAAAAAUAA